Messenger RNA from Syngnathus typhle (broad-nosed pipefish), 1074 nucleotides. RefSeq names its product 7 transmembrane receptor domain-containing protein. Gene Ontology annotation, biological process: G protein-coupled receptor signaling pathway. The coding region runs from base 1 to 1074 and encodes 357 amino acids. Gene Ontology annotation, cellular component: plasma membrane; neuron projection. Gene Ontology annotation, molecular function: neuropeptide binding; neuropeptide Y receptor activity. The transcript is spliced from 3 exons. NCBI's taxonomy places the organism in Eukaryota, Metazoa, Chordata, Actinopteri, Syngnathiformes, Syngnathidae. The record is from RefSeq and is a predicted model, not a curated record.
AUGGACACCCUCCUCAAAGAAGACUUUGAUAUGAGCGCCAACACCAGCCACCAAGACCUACUGUCAGAGAACAAAAGUCUCGGCCUGGACCAAAGUGACCCGUUGGACAUGUUUACUGGCAUGGAGCUUCUGCUUCGUUUCAAACUUCUCUUCAUGCCUCUCUAUUGCCUGGUGGUGGUCAUAGCUGGCGUGGGCAACUCUUUCCUUUUGUCUUGCAUCCUGAUGGAUAAGAAACUCCAUAACGCCACCAACUUUUUCAUCGGUAACUUGGCCGCUGGUGACCUGCUGAUGUGUCUGAGCUGCGUGCCGUUGACCAUGUCCUACGCCUUCGACAGCCACGGCUGGGCUUUCGGGAGAGCGCUGUGUCACUUGGUGCCACUGGUGCAAUGCGCCACCGUGUUUGCGUCGGUGCUCUCCCUCACUGCCAUCGCCGUCGACCGAUACGUUGUGCUAGCUCACCCGGUCCGUCGGAGGAUAUCUUUGUGCGGUUGCAGUGCAGUGACCUCAGCCGUGUGGCUUCUAUCUCUGGCCUUGGCCGCUCCUCCGUCCUUCUACACACGUUACUUGGACCUCCGGCCCAGCGGCAUCGACCUGGUGGUUUGCGAAGAAUUCUGGCCGGAAAACGGAAACCUUCGACUGCUGUACUCCUGCUUCAUCCUAAUCGCCUCCUACAUGAUCCCACUGUUGUCCGUGAGCGUCUCGUACUGUGCCAUCAGCAUCAGUCUGAAGCGCUACUCCGUGCCCGGGGAGCAGGGGAGCAGGAGGCGACACUGGAAGCAAAAGAGGAGACGGACCUUCUCGUUACUGGGGGCUUCAGUGCUGGCCUUUGCUCUGUGUUGGCUGCCUUUGCAGGUACUCAACCUGUUGUUGGACCUGGACCCGGACUGCGACAUCAUCGGCAAGCGCUACAUUAACGUCUUGCAAGUGUGCUGUCAUUUAGUGGCCAUGAGCUCAUCUUGCUACAACCCCUUCAUCUACGCCUCGCUGCACAGCAAGGUACGCAAACACCUGAGAGGCUACCUGUGCCCCUGUCACAGACCAAGGAUGGUGCAGAGAUCCUUGUCCGGGAUCUGA